Messenger RNA from Meira miltonrushii, 1138 nucleotides. Its product is annotated as isopentenyl diphosphate isomerase. Gene Ontology annotation, molecular function: isopentenyl-diphosphate delta-isomerase activity. Gene Ontology annotation, cellular component: cytoplasm. The record is from RefSeq and is a predicted model, not a curated record. Lineage: Eukaryota; Fungi; Basidiomycota; Exobasidiomycetes; Exobasidiales; Brachybasidiaceae. The transcript has a single exon. The coding region runs from base 101 to 949 and encodes 282 amino acids. Gene Ontology annotation, biological process: isoprenoid biosynthetic process; isopentenyl diphosphate biosynthetic process.
GUACGGUGUCCCGCCUUGAUCGAUACGCAGGCUAGAAGGAAAGCAUUAAAUAGAGCUUGUACAUUAAUCUUCUCAUCCUCACCAUCAUCACCUUUACACAAUGUCAUCUACAGCAACACAAACAGCAACACAGCCACAAGGAGAAGUAGUAGGCUCACUUCAGGCUACAGGUACAUCUUCGUCCAACGGCGCAGAUGAAGCAUUCGCAGGUCAUGAUGAAGAACAAAUUCGAUUGAUGGAAGAAAGAUGUAUCGUUGUGGACAAUGACGAUAAAGCCAUACGUGAUGGAAGUAAAAAAGAAUGUCAUUUGAUGACAAAUAUUCAAAAAGGUUUAUUACAUCGUGCAUUUAGUGUUUUCUUGUUUGAUCCAAUUACCGGAAAACUCUUGCUGCAAAAACGUGCUGCUGAAAAGAUCACAUUUCCAAACAUGUGGACAAAUACUUGUUGUAGUCAUCCUUUAGCCAUCAAAGGAGAAUUGGAAGAAGCACAACAGAUUGGUGUUAGACGUGCAGCUCAACGUAAGCUGGAUCAUGAAUUAGGUAUUGCACCUGAACAGGUUCCAUUGGACGAAUUUCAAUUCUUGACAAGAAUUCACUAUCUAGCACCAAGCGAUGGCUUGUGGGGAGAGCAUGAAGUUGAUUACAUCCUCUUCAUCACUGCACCCGUCACCGUCAAACCAAACCCAAACGAAAUCGGAGAGGUGAAAUGGGUAGACGCACAAGAAUUAAAGGCUUUGAUGAACGAAUUGGAUCCUGCAAGUUUCACACCUUGGUUCAAAUUGAUUGCUUCUAAAUUUUUAUUCCCUUGGUGGAACACUCUCAUUGAACGCAAGACAAGCAAACCAAAGAGCGAAACUGCCGCUCAAUCUGCCGCUCAACAUGGCACAGCAGUCGUAGAUGCAAAAUCACUGGCUGAUUUGCAAGACGAUACCUUACAUCGUAUGCUGUAAUCAUUGAUUGUUCAGCAAGGAGAACCGACAGACUGAAAGAACAAAUACCCAGCAACAUUCGCCCGAGCUCAACCAUCAUCACUUUCACUGAAAUCUCUGAUAAUCUUGAUCUUCUUCAAUAUGUACUACCUAAACGCAUCUUCUACUAAUUCGUAACGCAAUUCCACUCAUUUUGUUUGUUUCAAAGAU